AUGUCAAAUACACCUAGGCCAGUGGAAAUUCGAGCAAAAAUCUUAGCCACAGACACAGAUCAAAAGGAAUCAUUGAGGUACUCCCUCCUCCUAGAUGACAGCUCCUUCCUGGCUGAGUCGCUGGGGUUGGACAAGGACUUGCGAGAGCCAUUUUUUGCAGACCCAACUGCUUCAGACUCCUUGCUGCGUGACGAUGAGGAUGAUGAGGACUGGAGCAGCACAUAUCAGCCCUUGGCCGUCGAAGAAGCCCACUUGGCCAGGGCCCCCAGCGCCUCGCUCAGCAACAGCACUUUAGACUCUUUCUACUGCAAUCUCUCAGACCUCCAGACCUUCUCCCCAGAGCAGCUGGGAAAAAGUGACCACGUCUCGCGUGACACUCUUGGGAAAGGGGACCAAAGCUCACCGGGUGAUCCAGUGUCCCCAGAAGAUGGCUUCUGCCAACUGUUGCAGCUGCGUUACGAAGAACUGAAAGAAGAAAAUUCCAAGUUAAGAAGUAAAAUAAGCCAAAUUCAGGCUGUUUCUGAAUCUCAAGCAGAAAGAAUAAGGCAUCUGGAAAGGACAUUAGAGAAGAACAAACGGAAAGAGGAGAAGGAGGCUCAUGAGUUGGAGGCGAUGGUGCAGCAAGUGGAAGAGAAUCUCCAGUUAAUGACGAAACGGGCCACGAAAGCAGAAAACAGUGUCAUCAAGCUGAAGCAGGAAAACAUGCACCUUCAGGUUCAGGUGGAAAACUACAAAUUGGAGAAUGUAGCCUUAAGGUCUGGCCAUCUAGAAAACCUGGCUGUAGUGAAACAAAAUGCAGAUGUUGCCUUGCAGAAUCUUCUUGCCGUGGUAACAAAAUCUAAAUCAUCAAUCAGGCAGCUAGUUUCAGGUGCAGAACAACUGCAGCUUGUGGCUGAUCUUCUGAAAUCUAUAGACAAAAUAUCUGAGAUACCAUCACAAGGAACUCCCUGAGAAUCCAUUACCUCUCAUUCUUGGAGAAAGAUAAGAUUGGAAACCGGACUUUUCAAAGGCAUUGUGCUGUGAUCUUUAACUUCCAGAACUGUUAAGAAGGUUGCAGCCCUUGGCUAUUAUGUCUGGAUUGAUCAGUGGAAAGCAUUUCAUAAUCUACUAAUAAUGUGCAGAGAUAACCAAAUAUUUUCCCACUUCGCUGGCUGGCUGGCUGCUUAGAGAUUGCUUGAAUUUAAAAGUCUAGUCAGGAAUAUAUUUGUUAUUUAACAUGGCUGCCAGUCAGAAGACAAGCUGUCCCUGAGCACAGUUAUUGUUAUUAAAACUGUCUUUUUGGUGGAAAUCACAUUUCUUGAAAGCCAGCUGUCAUAUGGAGUGUGAUGAGACCUUUUAUUGCUUUUUGUACAGCAAAGUAUCCAGGAUUUAACCUUCUGAAUAUACAGUUUUGAGGCUUUUUAAUUUCUCCAGGCUUUGUAAUAGUAUUAUUUUUUAAAUUAAAACGAAACUGCAAGU
This is a messenger RNA of Python bivittatus (Burmese python), 1458 nucleotides long. The record is from RefSeq and is a predicted model, not a curated record. Lineage: Eukaryota; Metazoa; Chordata; Lepidosauria; Squamata; Pythonidae.